This is a messenger RNA of Trichoplusia ni (cabbage looper), 1278 nucleotides long. RefSeq names its product SPARC (gene SPARC). Gene Ontology annotation, molecular function: protein binding; calcium ion binding; collagen binding. Gene Ontology annotation, biological process: anatomical structure development. The coding region runs from base 116 to 1075 and encodes 319 amino acids. NCBI's taxonomy places the organism in Eukaryota, Metazoa, Arthropoda, Insecta, Lepidoptera, Noctuidae. The record is from RefSeq and is a predicted model, not a curated record. The transcript has 8 exons.
CCGCCUGAAUGGGGAUGCGCCUGCGCCGCCGCGGCAUGCCACAAGCCAGUCGGCCGCGCGCUCUAACACGCGGAGGACGCUUACUACCGUAACACAGGAUAAUACGGAGCUGAACAUGAGGGGUCUGUUACUGCUGGCCCUAGCGGUCGCUGUGCUGUGCACCGUCGACGCGGAGCGUCACCGGCGGCGACACCGGCGCCUGCGCACCACGAGCACCGAGCGACCCACGCAGCCCGAGCUGGCGGCGCCCGUGCGCGAGGACUCGGAGGCCGAGCACCUCGAGCUGGGCAUGGCCGAGAGACUCGACGAGAGGCGCUUCCAGGAGGCUGAGAGAUCCCGCGUUAACGAAAUCCUGAACGAAGCGUCGCACGAGGGCGGCGGUGAAAACGAAGUACUCGUUGAUGACCCGUGCCUGAAGGUGCACUGCAGCGCGGGCCGCGUGUGCGAGAUCGACGAGCACGGCGACGCCGUCUGCAACUGCAUCAAGGAGUGCCCCUACGAGACCGACUCGCGUCGCAAGGUGUGCACCAACCACAACGAGACGUGGACGUCGGAUUGCGAGGUGUACCAGCAGCGCUGCCUGUGCCUGGACGGGUCCGAGCUAUGCCGCGGGCCGCAAUACCACCACGUGCAGAUCGAGUACUACGGCAUGUGCCGCGAGAUGCCCGAGUGUAACGAAAACGAAAUGCUGGACUUCCCGCGCCGCAUGCGGGACUGGUUGUUCAACAUAAUGCGCGACAUGGCCGAAAGGCGCGAGCUCACGCCGCACUACCUGAAGAUGGAGCGCGAGGCCGAGUCCAACCUCACGCGCCGCUGGACCAACGCAGCCAUCUGGAAGUGGUGUGACCUGGACGCGCACGACAACGACCGGUUCGUGUCCCGGCACGAGCUGUUCCCGAUCCGCGCGCCGCUGAUGGCGCUGGAGCACUGCAUCGCGCCCUUCCUGGACCGCUGCGACGAGGACGACGACCACCGCAUCACGCUGGCCGAGUGGGGCAAGUGCCUGCAGCUGGACGAGUACGAGCUGGAAGACCGCUGCGACGAGUUCACCGAGGACGCGCCGAACCACUUCUAGCGCAGCGGCGGCGGUGCGCCCACGCGACUCAUCCUCACUUCAAGCUCGAGUGGUCAAUAAUUAUGCCUAAUUAUAAUUAUGUUUCUGUUACAUAAUUAACUAGAAAUAAAAUAGUUUCACAUAAAUCGCAACGAGCGUUUGUAAAUAGCUGUACUGUGAUGAUGCUACCAAAACUUUAAUAUUUUAUUAUAAAGUGAAGAAAA